AUGGAGGAAGAUGCUGCUGAUCAUUUACGGUGUAACGAUAACAACAUUAACGACAUAGACCGUUUGCCGUCAGAGUUUAUGACCGGGAAACCAACAUCCACGGCGGAGCUACAGCCGCCGCCACCACCACCGUUCUUGGUGAAGACAUACAAGGUGGUUGAGGAUCCGACAACAGACGAGGUUAUAUCUUGGAACGGAGAUGGAAGCGGCUUCGUCGUGUGGCAACCGGCGGAGUUCGCUAGAGAUCUCUUACCAACACUUUUCAAGCAUUGCAACUUCUCUAGCUUUGUUCGCCAGCUCAACACUUACGGGUUUCGGAAAGUUACGACGAUAAGAUGGGAAUUUAGUAAUGAGAUGUUUCGAAAGGGGCAAAGAGAGCUUAUGUGCAAUAUCCGAAGAAGGAAGAGUUGGUCACACUCACACUCACACAACAAGUCUCAUCAGGUUGUACCAACGACAACAGCGACGGUGAAUCAAGAAGAUCAUCAACGGCUUGGGAUUGAUCAUAACCAUGAGGAUCAACGGUCUUCCUCAACUUCCUCCUCCUUUGUAUACUCUGCAUUACUCGACGAAAACAAGUGCUUGAAGAAUGAAAAUGAGCUCUUGAGCUCAGAACUCGACAAGACCAAGAAGAAAUGCAAACAGCUUAUGGAGUUGGUGGAGAGAUACGGAGGAGGAGAAGAAGACGAAGAAGAAGGAAACUACACCGAUGAUGAUAAUGAAGAUGAGGGGCUUAAGUUGUUUGGAGUGAAGCUGGAGUGA
Messenger RNA from Thlaspi arvense, 762 nucleotides. The record is from the annotation of a GenBank genome assembly. Lineage: Eukaryota; Viridiplantae; Streptophyta; Magnoliopsida; Brassicales; Brassicaceae.